AAUGACGCAGAAAACGCUACCAGUUCAAAAUGGAGUAGUAGUGGGAAAUUGCAUGUAGGAGAUCAAUUAGAGCUUCAUUUUAUAACAGUUCAGUGUGUACAUUUGGCUGUAGAAAAUCAAAAUGACAGAAAAGAAGAAGUCGGACUCUCUUAAUUUUUUUAUGGGUUAUGAUGACCUAAGCGACAGCAGUGACAGUAGCGAUGAUGAGGGCCCGAAAUCAUCCAAGACCAAAGAUGGGGCCAGUGCGUCUCGUAGCGAUGGAUCCCAGCAAGGAACCAAACGAGCCGCUGGUGGUACGCCUUUGCCCAAACCCGACGAUCUCUUCAGAUCUGUUUCAAAGCCUACUUUCCUCUACAAUCCAUUGAAUAAACAAAUCGAUUGGGAAAGCCGCAUCGUCAAAGCGCCGGAGGAGCCCCCCAAGGAGUUCAAAGUAUGGAAAACCAAUGCGGUGCCACCGCCAGAGAGCUAUGCCACAGAGGAGAAGAAAAAGGGCCCACCGCCAGGCAUGGACAUGGCUAUUAAGUGGUCCAAUGUUUAUGAGGACAACGGAGACGAUGCUCCGCAGGCCGCCAUUGGAAAAGCGCGCUUCCUACCUGAAGAUGAACAGCUACCCGACCCCGAGUCAGAUGACGACGAUGCCGACGACUCCAAGUCUUCAAAGAAGCGCAGGGUGGAGACCUUCCAGCAGAAAGAGAAGAGAAAGAGAGAUAUGGGCCAAGCUACCUCCGAUAAGACCUUUGUGGAGGAGGAGAAGAGGAUCCUGAGGCAGGCCCGGGAUUGAGUCCUCCGUGCCGGCCAGAGUGCCUGGGGAAAGGCCCUCUCCCUGGGAGUCGUGCAGACGGAGAAGGAGGAAGCUACUGGAGGACCGCACUCAUCCUGGAACAUCGCCACAGCUACAGGAAACCAGACUUCUUUAUUGCUCAACUGCUAUAGUAGAACAAAAAUGAGAGCUUCUGAAUGUCCCAGUGCAAAUAGACACUGGGCAGUGUUCUAGGCCAACCACUGCAGCCAUAUCGGUGUGGGUUGCAACUCGGUCAUCUUGAGUUGCCGAAAUAGAUGAAACUGGUUGCCUGGUUUGGGGAGUUUGAUAGCUUGUAGACAGUGAGGUGUUUAUGGACGAGGUAUACUGUUUCUCCCUGAGUGUUGACUCCUCUUGUCUUGUCUCACAUCCUUCCUAGUCAGCUUACUCCAGUCCAGUUCUCUUUAACUUCCCUCCAGAGUAACGUGAAUGACUUUGUGGUUGUAUAUGCUGCUGUGGACUGUUUUUAAAUAGAUGUUAAUAUAAAAUCUAGACCUAGGUGGAUUUUUAUGUUUCAUUUUACAGAUAAAUGCAUAUCCAAACAUUCACGUGGUAAUUGUACAGUUUCACAGAUAACACAAUGAUAUGUUUUUCUUUUUAUAUAUAUUUGGAUGUUGAAUAUGCAAUUUCCUAAAUUAAUUUCAUGCCUCAUGAGAGCCAAACGACUUUAUUCAGUCCUCAAUACUUAUUGGAAUUCCAUGGCAAGAGGGGUAAACAUGAAGAUGUUUUUUGUGUUCAUAAUGUCUGGUCAGGUUUCUUCUUGGACAUGGGUUCAUAUUGGGGGUAGCAGUGGAAAAAGUAUUUUGCUUUAAGAGGUUUAACCAGCAAGGCAUUACUUUGAUUCAAAAGCGCAAUCUUGUCAUACUUUUUUACCACAGGGUGGCGCUGUGUAACUAUGUUAGUGUUCAGUAUGUUGACACGAACCAUACUGUCAAAAAGAACAACAAACAUAUUUCAGUGUAUACAAUUUUGAAAAGAAAAUUAAAUCCUCAAUGCAAUAAAUGGUGUA
Messenger RNA from Alosa sapidissima (American shad), 1808 nucleotides. RefSeq names its product chromosome 12 C1orf52 homolog (gene c12h1orf52). The record is from RefSeq and is a predicted model, not a curated record. Bases 122 to 781 code for a protein of 219 amino acids. The transcript has 3 exons. Lineage: Eukaryota; Metazoa; Chordata; Actinopteri; Clupeiformes; Clupeidae.